AUGUCUUCAUCGCCACCAUUAACAUCAAACUUGAUGAAAUCGAAUACAAAUGGACAAAAGAUCGAUACAGAAUUGUUAAAACCAAACUCAUUAUCGUCAUCAUCGACAACAACAGUAGCAGCAUCGAAUGGUACUGUUUCAAUAAUGAAUACCUGCAAGAAUAAUUUAUUAUCAAUGCAAACAUUUGUUACGAAUCAUAAUAAUAAUAAUGUGAAUAAUAUCGAUCAUCCAAAUAAGAAUUUAAAUGUGAUUAUAAAUGGUGAUUCAUCAAUAGAAUCAUCAUCAUCAUCGCCAAUACAACAGCAACAACCAAAUACAUCGCCAAUAUUUGUUGAUUUAAAUAAUAAAUUAUCAAAUACAACAAUGAUUGAAUCCGUUCAGACUGCAAAUACAUCAAUACCAUUAAAUGAUUCAUCAACAAUAUUUACAAAAUCUAGUCGUUUAAUGCCAAUCACAGAACAAUCAUUAUCGACAAUAGACACAGCUACAACAACGAAUUCGAUAUCAUCAUCAUCAUCAACAUCAAUUUUAAAUGUGAAUCAUACAAAUCAUCAAUCAUUUGGUGAGCCAAUUAUUAUAUUGACAAAGAAAGAAAAUUCUUGUCAUUUUAUUGAAAGACGUAUAUCAUUAGCUACACAAAAGGCAAAAGUUGGCCGUUCGAUUGGUAGAACAUCGACAUCAUUAAAUAAUGCUAUUUUUGAUUGUAAAGUUUUAUCACGUAAUCAUGCCUUAUUCUGGUAUGAAGAUGGAAAGUUUUACCUGAAAGAUACAUGUAGUUCAAAUGGUACAUUUGUCAAUGGACAUCGUUUAUCCACAACAAAUGAACGUUCAUUACCUCAAGUUGUUUAUUCUGGUGAUUGUAUACAAUUUGGUGUUGAAGUGACUGAAAAGAAAAAUGUUCAUAGCUGUGUUAUAGCAACUAUACGUUUAUUUCAUCCUGAUGGUACGGAAGCAACAAAAGAUCAUAAUCAUCGUCUAUUAGCUGAUGGUUGUUUUGAUGAUGGUGACAGACAAUUUUUACUCAAUUAUCCAAAUUCAUCUAUACAGAUACCGCCUAGUCAAUUAAUUGAUCUUGUUUGUCAAAUACAUCAAUCAGUACAGAAACAAAGAUUAUUGGAACAACAAUUAGAUUCUACACGACAAAUAAUGAAAGAAGCACUUGAUUCAGCUAAAAAUGGUUGGCGAUCAUUGGUUGAAGAGGAUCGUUUCUUAAGCCGUAUACAAACAUUACAAGCACAGCUUGAAGUAUGUUUGAUUGCAAAAAAUCGUGAUUCACCAGAAUCAUCCAUUAUUGAAGCGCUCAAACAGAAUAAUUUAAAAUUGAUUGCCGAUAAGGAAAAAUUUGAACAAGAAUCUAAAUGUUCAUUACAGAAAGCAUUGGAAAAUAAGAUUCUAACAGAAACAAAUCUACAAACAGCCAAAACGAGAUUAAAUGCCAAAAUUGAUGAAUGUCGUUUAUUACAGGAAUCAUUAGAUUCUAAUGUUAAAGAGUUGAAAUGUUUGGCACAAAAUUGUGAUAAAUUAAAAAAAGAAAAAGAUGAACUAAUGGCCAAAAUGAAACGUUUGGAAGAUGAAGAUAUGAAAUUUAAACAGCAAAAAUUUGCCAACAAUAGUGGUCAACAAAUUCAGCAACAAGUGGUAGCAGUGAAAAAAUCAACCACAUCAACGAAUACAAUUCUACCGAUUAUGAUGGAUCAAAAUGUUCAGACAAUGAUAGAUGUGAAUGAUGAAAAACAAGUGCGAAAAUUAUCUGAAAAUCAUCAACAAACACAAACAGAUUAUCGGAAUGAAUCAGUCGAUGUUAGAGAUUCAACAUCAAUCGAACCAAAACAAUAUGAACAAGUUAAAAAUUUCCUAUUAAAUCAUUAUGAACAAAUGGAAAUUUGUAAUCAAUCAAUUGUAAAACAAUUGUCGAUGAUUGAUGAUUUAAUUGAUGAGAAAUUAAAAUCAAUGGAUACGACGAUAAUUAGGGUGCAAUCAAUUAUUGAUGAGAUAGUCAAAAAUUUACAAAGAAAAAAUCAACAAUGUUCUUCUUUACUACGUCAACAGAAUGAAUCAUUACAACAACAAAUCGAUGAGAAUAAUAAAUUAAAAUGUGAUAUUCAAUGUUUACAUAUUCAAUUACAAGAAUCUAAUCGUGAACAUCAAACAAACGACGGAUCAAUCAACAACAUAUUGAAAUCGGAAAAAUCAAUACAAGUUGAACAACAACAAAUUGAACCGAAAUUAUUGAUGGCCACAACACAGAAUAAUGAAGAUUUACAACAACAGCAAACAUCAUCAUCAUCGAAAAUGUUAAUGUUGAAGCAUUUAACAAUGGCCAUUGAUGUUGAAGAUGAUGAUGGCGAUGAAACAGUAGCCAUUCAAAAUGAUGAACAAAUUGAUUGUGAUAAUAUUGAUCAGGUUAGAUAUAUGAUUAACGAUAUGAUUAAACAUGAUUUAUUAUCAUUACAGAAUCAAGUGUCACUUGGUAUCGCCGUAUUGCCUUUAUUCGUCAUAUUUGUCUGUUUUGUAUUGGUAUUAUAUCAACCAUUGUCAUUUAUAACGGGAACAUUUGGUUUAUGAUUUUUGAAAUCAAAUUUCUAUUGCUGAUGGCUAUUGAUUGAUUUUGUUUGUUUCGGUUGCCAAAUUGUUAAUUCAAUUUUUUUUAUUUUCAAUUCUCAUCAAAUAUAACAAACUCAAUAUAAAAUAUGGCUCAAUAUUCAUCAUCAUCAUCAUAAUCAUCAUCGUCAUCGUAAUUAUCCAUCAUUUUUAAAUACAAAAAAAA
Messenger RNA from Dermatophagoides farinae (American house dust mite), 2767 nucleotides. NCBI's taxonomy places the organism in Eukaryota, Metazoa, Arthropoda, Arachnida, Sarcoptiformes, Pyroglyphidae. The record is from RefSeq and is a predicted model, not a curated record.